AUGCCGGACAAAAUGCGCUCGAGACGGGGCUCCUCGGUGGGGGUGUUUGUGUUGGGGGACGAGAUCUGCGACACGGACGUGGCCGGGUCCACGAUGGUGUUGGAGGCGGUGCGCCUGGUGCUCCCGCUAUUUAGUCCGGAAAACGGGGUGUCGUGGAAUUCUAUGAGGUCGUCUGGUUUGGGGAAUUGGUCCAACGACAGGGCGCCCUGGCCGAGCGUGGUGAGAAUGGAGGUCUUGACGGGCUUGAACUCGAUGUUCUCGGCGGGGGACUGGGUGUGCUCGGGCGACUGCGGCUGGGGUUCCUCUACAGGAGGUGGGUCAGGCAAACUCGUUUGGGAGCGCAAAUUGAACGAGUUCAUGAUGCUGGUGAGCAACCCCCCUCCGUUCCUGUCUCUGUGGGACGAGUGGGUGGACUCGACCGAGUCUGCCGGGUCCUGCGGCUGUUUUGGCUGGGUGGGAGGAGGCAGCAAGCUUCUGGAGGAGGCAAUAUCCACGCCGUCGAACUCGUCGUCGUCGCUGUCGUGGCGAGUGUGUUCGCGGAUCUUGGACUUGAUGCGAGAAAUGGAGUCGUUGGGCACGACGGGGGAAAUUGAAGGCAGAGCAAUGGACGAGCUGGUGGAGGUGGUAUCUAUACGGGGGACCUGUUUGGACGCCCUGCUGGGGGUGGAGGCGGAGCUAGACACAGACGACUGGCUCUUUCUGUUUUUGAGCAGCGACUUGAGUCGGAAACUGGCUCCGCGGGACGCAGACUUGGAAGUGUCAGAAGGCAUCCAUGAAGUUUGGAGAUUAAAAUUUUAG
Messenger RNA from Ogataea philodendri, 798 nucleotides. RefSeq lists its product as uncharacterized. The record is from RefSeq and is a predicted model, not a curated record. Bases 1 to 798 code for a protein of 265 amino acids. NCBI's taxonomy places the organism in Eukaryota, Fungi, Ascomycota, Pichiomycetes, Pichiales, Pichiaceae. The transcript has a single exon.